Molecule: messenger RNA, 3497 nt
Organism: Durusdinium trenchii
Lineage: Eukaryota; Dinophyceae; Suessiales; Symbiodiniaceae
Source: the annotation of a GenBank genome assembly
GGUUGCUUCCCGAAGAGUGCCAUGAUGGAUAGAGCUGGCCAUGUGAGCAAAGUUGUUUGACGACUGGCUGCAUGUCUCAAGGUGCAAAGGAUGCGGAUGGUGGGCCUUCAUCAAGUACAUACACAGGUGGAAAAUCCACAGAUUCUUCUGCCACCUACAAGGGUUCCACCGGAUAUCCGAAUCCUCCAGGCAGUGCCGCUUCGAAGCCUGUGACGCUGCGUGCAGCAGUGAAAGCCUGUGAGGUUGAUGCUGUCACAAGGGCAUUGCAGAAAUUGGAGAAUGUUGACAGUUGCCAAUCAGUAGAGGCUGCCCUGGAUGCGACGGAUGGCAUGGGUCGCACCUUGCUACACUUGUGUGCUACCAAUUCACUUCGCUUGGGCACUGAUGGAGUUGUGAAUGUUCUGUUGGCACGUCGGGCUCGACCCGAUGUGCGAGAUUGCAAUGAUCAAACGCCAUUGGCCAUCUCUCUGGCAGUAGUGGCUUCGGCAGAUCAGAGGGCUGACACGGCUGACUCUGUUGCAGGGUUCCAUGUGGCUCACGGAGUGGUAUCCUCGUUGUUGCGUGCCAGGGCCACAGUCGUGGGGCAAGACGUGCUAGAGAAGCGCUUGGCGUGUGGCGUGCCAGAAGUGCCAGAGGUGGAAGAUGCCAUGCACAACAUCCUGUCGCUCAUGAAGGAAGCUGGCGACGGUCUGGAGGACACGGAGACCAUUGCUCAGAAGCUUAUGCUUGCUGUUGAUGGGCAUGAUGCCACGGGCGUGGAGUGCCUGUUAUCCAAAGUGCAUGCCAGGUCCAAUGGUGGCUCUGCCACAAGUGACUUGACUCGCGCAUUCGAUGUUGAUGGGAACACACUUCUCCACAGGUGUGCCGCAGGUCCAAGCAGUGUCUCUGAAGAAGGAAAGGAUGGAGAGAAAGUGGUUGAGUUCCUGGUGGCUGCCCGGGCAGAUGUGAACAACAGCAACUUGCUGGGUGAAACACCCUUACUCGCAGCCGCCCGCGGUCGACCAAGCGUUGGUGUUGUAUCGGCUUUGCUGCGUGCUCGGGCGGACCCAAAUCAUCCAGACACCAUUGCAUCUGAGACGGCCUUGAUGGAACUGGCAUGCCAGGGCGAGACAAACUUGUGUCGUCUGCUCCUGGAAAGCCAUGCUGAUGGGUUGCUUCGAAACCGCCACGGACGCAAUGCCAGGGACUUGGCCAUCGAGAAUCGUCACAGCGAGGUCGUGCUCCUUUUCGGCGAGUUUGGCAUCACAGCCGACGCAGCCGGAGCACCUGCUGUCGAUUUGGAUGCGCUCCAGGCAGUGCAGCGGUGUGAUUUGGAAAGGAUGCAAGGCUUGCUUUCUGAUUUGACAGAUCAUGAGUGCCAAAAGCUAUUGACCAGAGGGGUAGAUGAUUCAGGGCGUCAACUCUUACAUAUCGCUGCUAGCAAGGGCAGUGAGGAGGAUGCGGCGGACAUGGCAAGGCUGCUGCUAGACUAUGGUGCCCCCAUGGGUGGUGCAGAUUUUGCUGGUGAAACUCCUUUGUCCUUAGCCGUUGCCGCAUCCUUAGAUGCUGUUUUGCGGGGCACCGUUGAAGGCGAAAAGGGUGCGAGCAAGGAUGGGAGCGCUUGGGCAGCUCUGGACACCAUUCGCGUGCUUCUGGUGGCUGGCGCCAGUCCAAGCGAUGCAAUUGGCUUGUCAUCAUCGACUUCCAAGCUUCGUGAAGCUUUGCAAGAACAUCCUGAAGAUGUUGCAGAUCUGUGCCGCCUGCUGCAAGCCUUUGGAGCUGAGUUCCAGACGGACGCCGAGGACCCGGACGCGGACGCAUCCGAGGAUCGUGACUUCACCGAGGAUCGGGAAUCAGUUCCACCGGAUUUGGAGAAACGACUCGGCUCCUUAGGUGCUAAGGUGGUCAUGGCCUCCUGCAGCAAGUGGCGCCAAAUGAAUGCGAAGCAACUUCGUGCUGAAUGUGCUGAAGUUGGAAUCCCAACCGAUGGGUGUGUGGAGAAGGGCGAGUUGAUUGAGCGACUUCGACAAUUGCGGAUUUGGCAGGCAAUGCCCUUGAGUGUGCUACAAGAGGCUUGCGCUGUCUGUGCUGUCACCUAUUUUCCAUGUUUGCUACUGGGAUUAGGUUGGAGGCCAUCGCUGCGAUCGGUUGGAGGGUUGUUGAUUUGCACCCUUCCGAUCACCGAUCGCCUGGCUCGCAGUCGUGUGCAGGAGAUCGGCCAGAGGGGCCUGUCACGUGCCGAGAUGUCGCGGGCCGAGAUGGAGGACCUGCUGCUGGUUUCGAUGUACAACGGCCGCAGUCGUCGUGAUCGUAUUCUGGAGAUGUGCAAGAGUAAGAACAUUCCAAUCGAUAAGUUAAGCGAUUUGAACAAGGCGGAAGUGGUCCUCAAGCAGGUCAAGCGGUUUGAAGAGGGUAGCGUGAGCGAUUUGAAGCGAGAGUUUGAAAGACGUGGACUUGUGGUGGAAGCUGGAACAGAGAAGCAGGACAUGCUGGCAAAGCUAAGCAACGUUUUGGUUUGGGAUGAGCUUUCGUUGAGUGUGCUGCAAAAGGUUUGCAGUGAACGCAGCUUGGGCAGUCCCUUUGGAGCAACGCGCGAAGAACUCAUUCAACGACUGCAUGGUUCUUUAGGUCAGGUGAAAAUGGCGGAGUCACGUUUCAAGAACUUCUUCAACUAUGGAAAUCCAUCACGACCUCAGAGCCAGGCAAACAAUCAGCAAGGGUCAUCCCAGUCGAAAACGGAGACCAAGUCUGGCUUUGGCGACUAUGACCACGUGUGGGAGGCCAAAGCCGAGGAGAACCGACGAGCUUUCGCAGCAGGGAACCGCAACCAUGCUGGCAUGCCCACCGGUCAACGGCGACAUGCUGGGCCUGGACCUCCUCCUGGCAACCAAGGGGUCGGUGGCGCAAAGAGGCCAUCUGCGGCUCCGCAAAGCUCUCCCAUUGAGAGAUACUUUCGUUCUUUGGGCUUGCCAAAGACAGCAACUCACGACGAAGUUCGCAAGGCUUAUCGCAAACUUGCUUUGCAGCACCAUCCCGACAAGAACCCCGGCCAGAAAAAGGCGGCUGCAGAGAUCAAGUUUCGCGAGGUCGCCGAAGCCUACGACAAAGUGUGCGAGUACUUGAGGCAGAAAUCCUAAGGAGUAGCCACGUUCUCGCGUGGCACGCACCACGCAGAGCAGCCGUAUUCCAGAGAUCGCCGACUUGAAGGAGUGGACCGUCGUUUUUGGCUGAAAGAGACUUCUGACUCAACACAGCUGACCCAUCACUUCAGUGACCCAACAGUGACCCAACCGAAAGCGGCCGAGUUUCGCCGACAGUGAAGCUAGUCGGUGAGUGUGUGAAGCGCGAGCGCUCGCCCGAUGCUUGUGUGCCCAGCGUGGAUGGUUUUCUCAGUGUAAAAAGAGAGGAAGAUCUGUGUUGAGCCGGGAGAUUUAUUUCAUUUUUUUGCAUGGGUUUGCACUUGCUUGCGGUUUUGUUUGCGCGAUUUGGGAGACGUUGGGCAAUGGGCCUCCGCUCGC